UUCAGUUGUGAGCUCCAAUUAGGCAGCGUAUGUGUCAGUCAACAAGCAGCUAUUUCUGAUUGGUUACAUCCUUCUAAGGUUAUUUGAGUUCGUUUCCGUCAAAAAUGACUCAUACAUUUUUUUUCUGCCCUCUCUAUCUAAAUGCCCUAUAGCUAGCACGGCCUGAAACCGCUACAGAUCUACAAAAAGACAUUCUGUCCAGUGUCACGGUAAAUUACGGAGAGAGUCAUUGAAAAGGGAUCGGUUUUUCUCCCGGUAAUCUUAAGAGGAAAUUCAGCCGUUUAAAGAAAAUUAAGGAAAUAGCGGCCGGAGUCCAAAGAGCAUUUUUUUUUUCUCUCUCUCUCCUUCCCAUGGAUCAAAAGCCGGCUGGAACUGAAAGAUACAACACCGUGUGACGUUUGUUCUCUUCAGGGAAUGAUGCCAUAAUAAAACGAGGUUAAAAAAAAAGAACCGAAGACUUCCAAGAAAGCAUCGCCGAUUACACUUGAAUCAUGGAAAACGCGCAUACCAAAACCGUGGAAGAGGUGCUGUCCUAUUUCGGAGUGAACGAGUCCACAGGACUGAGCAUCGACCAGGUGAAGAAGGCCAAGGAAAGAUGGGGACCUAACGAACUCCCUGCAGAAGAAGGAAAGUCACUAUGGGCUCUCGUCUUGGAGCAGUUUGAAGAUUUGUUAGUGAGAAUUCUGCUUCUGGCAGCCUGCAUCUCUUUCAUACUCGCCUGGUUUGAAGAAGGAGAAGGGACCAUCACAGCCUUUGUUGAGCCAUUUGUCAUCCUCCUAAUCCUAAUCGCCAAUGCUAUAGUUGGCGUCUGGCAGGAGCGUAAUGCUGAAAAUGCCAUUGAAGCAUUAAAGGAGUAUGAACCAGAGAUGGGAAAGGUGUACCGGCAGGACAAGAAGAGUGUCCAGCGGGUGAAGGCCAGGGACAUCGUACCUGGGGACAUAGUCGAGGUAGCAGUUGGUGACAAAGUUCCAGCUGACAUUCGCAUCACCUCCAUCCGAUCAACUACUCUGAGGGUGGAUCAGUCCAUCCUAACUGGAGAAUCGGUGUCGGUCAUCAAGCACACAGACCCGGUGCCAGACCCAAGAGCUGUAAACCAGGAUAAGAAGAACAUGCUAUUUUCUGGUACCAACAUCUCAGCAGGGAAAGCAAUUGGGGUGGCAAUAGCCACUGGUGUACAGACGGAAAUUGGGAAGAUUCGUGAUGAGAUGGUGGCAACUGAACCAGAACGCACACCGUUGCAGCAGAAGCUCGAUGAAUUUGGGGAACAGCUGUCCAAGGUCAUUUCCAUAAUCUGUGUGGCUGUCUGGGCUAUUAACAUUGGGCACUUCAGCGACCCAGUUCAUGGCGGUUCUUGGCUACGUGGUGCGGUCUACUACUUCAAGAUUGCAGUGGCUCUUGCUGUGGCAGCCAUUCCAGAAGGCCUUCCUGCUGUGAUCACCACUUGCCUUGCGCUGGGGACUCGGCGGAUGGCUCGUAAAAAUGCCAUUGUGCGUAGCCUGCCGUCGGUAGAAACCCUGGGCUGCACCUCUGUGAUCUGCUCUGACAAAACGGGCACGUUAACCACAAACCAAAUGUCUGUCUGUCGGAUGUUUGUAGUGGAAAAUGUUGUGGGAGAUUUCUGUGCUCUGUCUGAGUUCACUGUGACUGGAUCGACUUACUCUCCAGAAGGUGAAGUCUUGAGAAACGGUGUGCCCAUCAGCUGCUCCCACUAUGAGGGCUUGGUUGAGCUGGCCACAAUUUGUGCUCUGUGUAAUGACUCUUCUCUUGACUUCAACGAGGCCAAGGGAACCUACGAGAAAGUGGGUGAAGCUACUGAGACUGCCCUCUGCUGUUUGGUGGAGAAAAUGAACGUGUUUGACACUAACCUGCGUGUGAUCAGCAAGGCAGAGAGAGCAACGGCUUGCAGCUCGGUGAUCAAGCAACUCAUGAGAAAGGAACUGACCUUGGAGUUCUCUCGUGAUCGCAAGUCCAUGUCCGUUUUAUGUUCUCCCAACAAACCAACAAGGUCUGCUUCCGGCAGUAAGAUGUUUGUUAAGGGAGCCCCAGAAAGCAUACUUGAGCGCUGCUCUUUUGUACGAGUAGGAUCACAGCGUGUCCCGCUCACUGCAGGCCUCCGGGACAGGGUUACAACAGUUAUCAGGGAGUGGGGAUCUGGUCGGGACACUCUCCGCUGCCUGGCAGUAGCGACACGAGAUCAACCUCCAAGGAGAGAAGAGAUGAACCUCGAGGACGCUUCCUUGUUUGUGAAGUAUGAGUCGGACCUGACUUUUGUGGGCUGUGUAGGAAUGCUUGAUCCACCCCGCAAAGAGGUCCUGGGAGCUGUGAGGAUGUGCCGACAGGCGGGGAUCCGUGUCAUAAUGAUCACGGGUGACAAUAAGGGCACCGCCGUAGCCAUCUGCCGCCGCACUGGCAUCUUGACGCCAGAAGAGGAGCAACAAGGAACAUUUGUGAGUCUGACAGGCCGGGAAUUUGAUGAGCUGAGUCCGGCAAUGCAGAGGCAAGCCUGCCGCACAGCCUGUUGCUUUGCCCGCGUUGAACCAGCACAUAAGUCUCGGAUUGUGGAGUACCUGCAGUCCUUCAAUGAUGUUACUGCAAUGACUGGAGAUGGGGUGAACGAUGCCCCUGCCUUAAAGAAAGCGGAGAUUGGUAUUGCAAUGGGCUCUGGAACAGCAGUGGCAAAGAGCGCCUCAGAAAUGAUCUUGGCAGAUGACAACUUCUCCACCAUUGUGGCCGCCGUAGAAGAAGGCCGAGCCAUCUACAACAACAUGAAGCAAUUCAUUCGCUACCUCAUCUCAUCCAAUGUGGGAGAAGUGGUCAGUAUUUUCCUGACUGCUGCUCUUGGGAUGCCUGAAGCCUUGAUUCCUGUCCAGCUACUUUGGGUCAACCUUGUGACUGAUGGCUUUCCAGCCACUGCCCUGGGCUUCAACCCUCCUGACUUGGAUAUCAUGGGCAAACCUCCCCGGAACCCCAAGGAGCCACUGAUUUCUGGCUGGCUUUUCUUCAGAUACCUCAUCAUUGGCUGCUAUGUUGGCGUUGCCACUGUCACUGCUGCUGCUUGGUGGUUCAUGGCCGCUAAUGAUGGUCCAAAAGUCACCUACUACCAGCUGAGUCACUACCUUCAGUGCAGCAGGACUAAUCCGGAAUUCAUUGGCGUCGAUUGUUCUGUUUUUGAAUCUCCCUACCCCAUGACCAUGGCCUUGUCUGUCCUGGUCACCAUUGAGAUGUGCAAUGCCCUCAACAGGUAGGGAAUGGUUUAUUUAGUCUAAUGUGCCAGGUUGAGAUGCAUCUAGUUGCAGAGUCGCAGCACCACACGUAACCGCUGGUCUAGACCAGCAGACAGGAGCAGAUUGGGUCUCAAAACUGGCCCGGAAAUCCUUCAACGAGUGAGGUGACCAGGUCGACCCACUCGGCCCAUUAUUCUUUGUAAUUUGAAUUUUGAACUUUGUAGUUCAAAGUCUCUGCCCCUACUUUGAGCACCACCUUGAGUCGUUGGACUGGUUUAGAAAUGUGACACUCAGUGAGCUGUCUAAUUGUUCCCACCCACUUUUAAGCAAAAUUCUUUCAUGAUUGUCUACAGAAGUAUAGAUCAUACAACUGGCUUCAGCGAGAGUACCCUAACCCUAACCCUAACCCUCCACUGAGGCCUUUUUUCCUACUGUGGAGCAGAGAAGGCUUGUACCUGUGCCAAAAGGACUUCACUGGUUUUCAACAAAAUGUUGGCUGCCUCAUCUGCGACUGAAACAUUUUGUACCUUUUUCUUGAGAUAAUUGAAGUGACAUCUCUAUGGCCCCCGGGUGUCUCUCCUGUUUUGGCCUUUUUCUUUUUUAAAUUUACCUUGAAUAUUUUUAGAAAUUUGUUCAAAGGUAAAGACAACCCAUCCACACAAUUAUUGUUAAGGUCAUUAAACUCUCCACUUCUUUGUAUACAUUUUCUGGCAAACAGUUGCCUCCACGACACCAAAACAACAACUUGAACCCGAUGUGCUGAAACAGGCUAAUCACUACCUCUCACCUUCCUAAAUUGUAAGGUGGCUACUAUAAUGAUAGGUCAAUAUCACCUUCUGAAAUGCCCCACCGUGUGUCCCCCUUUUAAUAUAAUCAG
Molecule: messenger RNA, 4101 nt
Organism: Polypterus senegalus (gray bichir)
Lineage: Eukaryota; Metazoa; Chordata; Cladistia; Polypteriformes; Polypteridae
Product: sarcoplasmic/endoplasmic reticulum calcium ATPase 2
Exons: 20
Coding region: 492-3245 (917 amino acids)
Biological process (GO): calcium ion transmembrane transport; intracellular calcium ion homeostasis
Cellular component (GO): membrane
Molecular function (GO): ATP hydrolysis activity; P-type calcium transporter activity; ATP binding
Source: RefSeq, a predicted model, not a curated record